AUGACAUCCAUCUGCAAACUAUUUAACCAGCCACACACUAGGCUCAAGAGUCUUCUGUUUGUCUCCUGUGUGCAGUGUGUGGGUGUGCUGAGGCUGCUGAUUCUUUGCAAGAGUGUGGUACACGGCUGGGUCGUGGUCUGGGGAGCUGCCAGUUUGCUACCCUUAUGUGCCGUCCUGACCGGUAAUGAUUAUGGCGCUCCAAAAGAUGCUGACACACUUCUGGGUCUGUUAGAUGUGAGUGCAUUAGGGAGAGGUGGUGGCAGGGGUAAAGGGAAAGCACCCACGUCCCGGAUUGAGGGUCUCCUCCUCUGGCUGUCCUCUUUUUCAAGUCCAGCGGAGGCCCUGGAGGAGGUGAGCAGGCUAAUGGGGGAGGAAUGCAGAGGUGGAGGCGGUAGGGGCAAGAAAGGACAGAUAGGUGGGCUCAGUUCACAGCUGUGGGCAGGUAUGCAGGAGUACCACAUCACCCCUCAAAGCUCUCUGGCUCGCUGGUUCUCUGGAGAUAAGGUAGCUCCUGGAGGGCGGACCUCUGGGCUCGCACAGCUGCCAGAGUGCCUGUCGCAGGCUGCAGCGCAGGGACAGUUAGCUCCCUUGGUGGUAGAUGCUAUGGUGAUGCGCAGGGUUCUGCUCCUCCCACAGGUGGAGAACAGCAAGCUAGCCAGCAGCCACUACAUCGCCAGAUUCAUACGCCAGGCUGUAUAUGGAAUAUUACUGCAGAGAGGCCAAGAUGUCCAAGCACGGGAUGUGAGGGUACAAGAAAACAUCAGCCAGGGUACGAGAGGUGGGAGAGGGCGAGGGGGAAGGGGGUACAGAGGUGCUCAGGUUGGUGGAGGUAGGGGUGUAAAUGUAGGAUUUAACAUUGAACACGCAGCCGUCGCAGGUACAGUGCAGGCUCAGGGCUCAGGUGCCCUCGUGUGUGUAGAGGAGUAUGACCGUCUGGAUGUGAACUUGAAGAAAAACCAGGUAGAGGCACAUCCCCCCAGAACCCCCCUACGUCUGGAUACACUCAGCCAGGCUCCUGUGGCAGUUCGUCUUGGUGUCCUGUUCGAAGUCUUGGGGAUGAAGGAGUCCACCCUGACUUCUGUUCCUCUCCACCUGAGGCUGGCAGUAGCAGUGACGGGUUUCUGGCUGCGAGAGGCCAUACCAACACCCUCACGGUCCCAGCUCCAAGCUUUGGUGCUGGGCAUGGUUUACGGAGAGCUGUCCUGGAACAACCAGCCUGGAGUGCCGCAGCUAAACUGGGCCGCAGAGCGCCAUGUGUUGGCAGGGUUGGAUAGACAACGUGUGAGGCCAGGAGAGAGACGGGGCUUGGAUGUCGGAGUGGCUCACAGUUUCAGCCAAUGGCAGGCCUGCCUCUGGAGCACCCUGUGUCUCAAUCAACUAUUGCUGCUGCCUCUGCCUGAACCCCAGCUAUCGUGGUUGUACAGCGGCACCUUGGUGCAUGGCCUCAUCAAGUAUCUGAAAGGGGGUCGAGCUGCUGAAUCCCUCCUGGCCGGGGGUUCUGUGUCCGGACAACUCUACGUCUCGCUGCUGGACGCCGUGUGGAACUGCAGCUCCAAAACCCAUCAGUCCUCUUCAGCAGCAGGGAGGAGGAAGAGAGGUGGAGGCCGGGGAAGGAGAGGAAGAGGGGGAGGUGGGAGAGGAGCAAGGGGAGGGGGGAGAGGGACUGGGGAGAUAAACAACAGGUUUGCUUUCCUGAUGGUCAAUGAAGAGUUUGAUGAUUGGUGAGGAGGCAAAAUGAAUAGAUCGAUAUACAGAACUUGCUUAGGGCCAAAUGAGAGGGGACAUUCCAGUGUUUUAGUAAACACCCUCAGGGGAUGCUGUAGUCAUUGUGAAGUAAAGAACUACAUCUUUUAACGUUUACCACUUCUUCUGCCUUUAUAAUUGUAUUACACUAUUUAACCUUCCUCACUAUUAUUAACUGGCCGUCUCAAGUCAAGUGAUGUCAAGACAUCAGAGAUCAGUUUUCCCAAAGCACACGCUUGCCAUAUUUUAGCAUAUAUGAAAGCUUUUAUUAAAUUAAGAUCACUGUUAAUGCAACUGUUUUCAGCCUGACAGUUUUAUUCUGUUACAUCAACACAAGAUUUAAACAGUGAAUGUAGAGAUGUCUUAUUUUAUCAUCUCUGUUGACCAGCGAGAUGUAUGGCAGCUAAUGGCACCUUGAUGACAAACGUAUGAUUAUGUAAUUUUUAUAUUUGCCUUACUGCUUAUGUAUUUGGUGCUCGAUUUUACUUGCCUUUCUAUAUUAAAAAAAUUCAUGAAUCAAA
Molecule: messenger RNA, 2264 nt
Organism: Micropterus dolomieu (smallmouth bass)
Lineage: Eukaryota; Metazoa; Chordata; Actinopteri; Centrarchiformes; Centrarchidae
Gene: aste1b
Product: asteroid homolog 1b
Exons: 6
Coding region: 1-1725 (574 amino acids)
Source: RefSeq, a predicted model, not a curated record